AUGUCUUCAAUUGGUCCUCAACUGCCACCACAUCUCACAAAGAGAAAGCGCACACCCGAUGAUGAAGGCGCAGACUCACCACCGCCAAAGCAUACACGCAACAACGAUGAGAUUGACCUAGAAGAUGACUCCGAUGAUGAUGGUUUCGGUCCCAGUGCCCCUGGCGCAUCAGCCUCGAAGACAUCUCUAUCAUCGAAACCCUCCAUGGGCCCAAUGCUCCCCCCCUCCAACCCAACAAACACAAGCGAGAUCCCUCUCGACAACUCCGACUCUGAGGAUGGCUAUGGAUCCUCCGCACCUCGCGUCGCAUCAACAGCAGAAGCUCCCAAAACCAAGCCCUCGAUAGGCCCAACACCUCCACCCAAACAAACCAUAGGCCCCGCCAUGCCCCCUCCAGACCACCACCCAGGUGCCGACGACGACGACGGCAACGACUCCUCCUCAGAUUCCGAUGACGACUACGGCCCCGCCCUUCCGUCUUCAACAAUAUCCGCUCAACGAGCCCAAGCUGCGGCGGCCGCGGCAGCAGCCCAAGCCUCCGUAGGUCCCGUGGCGCCUCAGCGAGACGACUGGAUGCUUGCACCCCCGACACAAUCAGGCUAUCACGAACGUGACCCGACAAAGCUCAAGAACCGCAAGUUCGCGAGCGGCAAGUCUUCUGCCGCUGCGGCCGGGGGCGGGGGCAUCAGCAGCAUAUGGACCGAGACCCCAGAGCAGAAGCGCAAGCGUCUUGAGGACGCCGUCCUCGGUCGCGGAGAUUCGACCGCGGCGGCGGGCCCGCAGCAGCCGCGCCGUACAAAGGAGGAGGAGGAGCGCGACAGGCGCAUCAGCGAGAACAUUGCGACCGCACGUGGUCGGAGCAUGUACGAAGAGCAUCAGCAAAAUAAGAAAGGAGGCACAAAGCCUGGCAAGGACGAAGAGGAGGAAGACGACCCCAGCAAGAGGGCCUUUGAUAGGGAGAAGGAUAUGUCGUUGGGAGGCAAGAUUGGGACGGCGCAGAGAAGGGAGCUGCUUAACCGGGCAAAAGACUUUGGUGGUCGUUUUCAGAAAGGUUCGUACCUUUGA
This is a messenger RNA of Colletotrichum spaethianum, 1065 nucleotides long. Its product is annotated as GPALPP motifs-containing protein 1. The transcript has a single exon. Lineage: Eukaryota; Fungi; Ascomycota; Sordariomycetes; Glomerellales; Glomerellaceae. The record is from RefSeq and is a predicted model, not a curated record. The coding region runs from base 1 to 1065 and encodes 354 amino acids.